AUACAUAUAUACCCAAUCAUAUCAAAUUUCAUUCACCAAAAAUUGAACUUGUUUUUUGUUGAAGGAAAAAUGGACAAAUCUGAGAAAAUCGCUUACGCUUCCGUUCUGUCUCUGCUUUCAGUCUCUCUUCUCGUCCUCGCCGUCCUCCUCUUCCUCCUCUGCAGGAGAAAACCGGUCCGGUCCGAAGAAUCUCUGCUUCCGGAGACCAAACCGGUUGCACGCUCCUAUCCCUUAACCGAUGUAGACGCCGCGACCGACGGGUUUAACCAGCGACAAAUCAUCGGUCGAGGCCGGUUAGGAACGGUCUACGCGGCGGUUUUGCCCGGAGAUAACCAGCUCGUGGCGAUCAAGAGGAUACACCCCGGUCUGGUUUUGAGUAAACCGGGAUCCGGUUUCUCCUCUGUUCUGAGAACCCUCUCUUUGGCGCAGCACCCGAACAUCGUUUCCAUUCUAGGGUUCUCAGAAGCUCCGGGGGAGAGAAUCUUCCUGACGGAGUUCGUCGGAACGGCGAAGAAUCUCGAUUUCUACUUGCACGGAGACUCAAAUUCCGGCGAGGAUGCGGCGGCGUUGGAAUGGAGGAAGCGUUUCAGAGUGGCCGCCGGAGUUGCCAGAGGUUUGGAGUACUUGCACGAAGGGAUAAACCCUAGCAUCGUCCAUGGACGGAUCAAAUCUUCGAACAUAUUGAUCGACGCGGAGUUUUCGGGUAGGCUUUCGGAUUACGGAUUCGGGUUUUUGGUGCCGCAUGAGAAAUCGGGGAUUGCGGGGUGCGUGGAGGAAGGGUACGGCAAGGAGAGCGAUGUCUACGGAUUUGGCGUUGUGUUGCUGGAGAUUUUGAGCGGGAGAAGGAGCGAGAACGGAUUGAUGGUGAAAUGGGCAGCGCCGAUGAUCAAAGAACAGAGAUUUGGGGAGUUUUUGGAUCCGAGAAUCGUGGUGGAGAGUGAGAUUAAGUGUCUUGUCCUAAGAAUGGCUAAGGUCGCUUUGGCGUGCGUCGGGAACUCGCGGAGGAGUCGGCCUUCUAUUUCUCAGGUCGCCGCCAUUUUGAGCAGUGUGGAGAGGGAAGGGGAAGGGGGUUGAUUUGAUCGAUUUGGUAAAUUGUGGGGUUUUUCUGAGAAAUUAAAAUUUUUACGGGUUAGAUACGAAAUCAUCGUAGAAGUUUUGGGUAAUUGAAGUGGUAUACGGUGUACAUACAUUAUUCUUUUUCGCCCUGAAGAAAAGUGUCGUCGAAUGUGGAUGUGUAUUGAUUUUCCGUGUU
Tarenaya hassleriana is the source of this 1252-nucleotide messenger RNA. Its product is annotated as serine/threonine-protein kinase-like protein ACR4. The record is from RefSeq and is a predicted model, not a curated record. NCBI's taxonomy places the organism in Eukaryota, Viridiplantae, Streptophyta, Magnoliopsida, Brassicales, Cleomaceae. Gene Ontology annotation, molecular function: ATP binding; protein kinase activity. Gene Ontology annotation, cellular component: plasma membrane. Bases 70 to 1074 code for a protein of 334 amino acids. Gene Ontology annotation, biological process: protein phosphorylation. The transcript has a single exon.